Aureobasidium subglaciale EXF-2481 is the source of this 706-nucleotide messenger RNA. RefSeq lists its product as uncharacterized. Gene Ontology annotation, biological process: protein targeting to membrane. The transcript has 3 exons. The coding region runs from base 1 to 597 and encodes 198 amino acids. Gene Ontology annotation, cellular component: cytoplasm; nascent polypeptide-associated complex. The record is from RefSeq and is a predicted model, not a curated record. NCBI's taxonomy places the organism in Eukaryota, Fungi, Ascomycota, Dothideomycetes, Dothideales, Saccotheciaceae.
AUGUCGAACCCCCGUGUUGAAGAAAUCGUUGACGACAAGCCCGAGCAGCAGGUCGAGGUUGAUGACAGCUCCUCCGACUCUGAGGGUGAGGAGGGUGGUAUCCCCGCCGGCUCUUCCGUCACCGUCCACUCGCGCAACGAGAAGAAGGCCCGCAAGGCCAUUGCUAAGCUCGGCUUGAAGAAGAUUGAGGGCAUCACUCGCGUCACCCUCCGCAGACCUAAGAACAUCCUCUUCGUCAUCAGCCAGCCCGAUGUCUACAAGUCCCCCAACUCCAACACCUACAUCAUCUUCGGUGAGGCCAAGAUCGAGGACCUGAACUCGCAAGCCCAGGCUGCCGCUGCCCAGCAGCUCUCCCAGCAGGAGGACUCCGCCGAGCACACCCACGACCGCUCCGACAAGGGCAAGGCCCCCGAGGUUGAGGCCAAGAAGGAGGAGGAAGAGGAGGAUGACGGUGAGGAGGUUGACGAGACCGGUCUCGAGGCCAAGGACAUUGAGCUUGUCAUGGCCCAGGCUUCCGUCAGCAGAAAGAAGGCCGUCAAGGCCCUCAAGGAGAACGACAACGACAUUGUCAACUCCAUCAUGGCCCUCAGCAUAUAGAUGCAGUCCAGCAUCUGUCUUUGAAACAGACAUGAUUGACGCUCUGAUCAAAACUAAACACUUUAUAUAAAAAAGUUCCAAUCAACGAAUGGAUUUUCUCGUUGCAUCC